Rhododendron vialii is the source of this 1182-nucleotide messenger RNA. RefSeq lists its product as uncharacterized. NCBI's taxonomy places the organism in Eukaryota, Viridiplantae, Streptophyta, Magnoliopsida, Ericales, Ericaceae. The transcript is spliced from 6 exons. Bases 217 to 963 code for a protein of 248 amino acids. The record is from RefSeq and is a predicted model, not a curated record.
GGACCAAUACAAUCCCACUUACCCCGGAGUUGGAAGGUCAUAGGAUAGGAUCAUCACACCAAGAGAAAGAGAGAGAGAUUUGAAUUGUUUGGACUUUGGAUUGCACCCCAAGAAACAAACCCUGCCCAUAUUCCACUAUAUCUAUACAGCGUCCACAUUGAAACGGCCUUUCUCUCUAAAAAGUGUCAAAAACUAGCACUGAGUUCCCGAUCAACCAUGACUGACAUGGAUGGUGCUCCUCCGUCGCCUUCUCACGGUGACAAUGGUGGAUUCAAUUCUUCUGGUGUUCGUGCUCACUUACUCUGGGCCGUGUCAUAUGGUGUAGCCUCAGCCAUAGCACUCAGGACCAUCGAUGCCCUGACUUGUAAACGAACAACAAAUCAACCUGGAUCUGAGAAACCAAAAGAGAAAGAGAAAGAAAAAGUGGAAGAGAAAACUACUACUACCACCAAUCCCACUGUUUGCCAUGUUAAUGUUUUUCCAUCAGUCAACACUAUAACCAACUCCAAAGAUUCAUCUACUCUUAUCACUACUAAAAAGGAAGAUCAAACUGCAACAGCUUCUUCUACUCCUACAAAACUUAGUGAAAAAAAUGGUGGCGACAAUGCUGCUGUUGCUGGUUCUAAUGGAGGAGUCCUAGGCCCUUUCUCUCGCCGUCAAGCCCCUCAAGCCAAGGCCCUUCCUCCUCCUAUAUGCAAGCAUGUACUUGACUUCUACUACGAUUGUCUUCACGUUGCCACCGAGAAGAAAUGUGAAGGUUACAUUAAUCUUACGGAGAAAUGUCAUCAAAUAGGCCCAACAUCUGCUGAUAUUUCCAACGUCUCUGAUGAUCGUCAAAAUUCCACUCUACAUCCUCCAGCUGAACUUUUGCAUAUGUCCUACCAUGGGUGUAGGAAAAAGAAUCAAUAUGACAGCUGCAAGAAGUACCUGACAUACGUUUCGGAAACAUCCCAAAACAGUUAAGAAAUUCCUAAUUGUCAGCGUGCAAUAUCCAGCCUGCAAGAAGUGAGAACUCAAUAAUUUUCAACUUUUUUUUUUUAUGGUAACGCAGAGUGUUCCUAGGCCAAUUUGCGCGCACCAUAGGACAAAAUCUCUACAGCUCCACCAGCCUUUGCUAACCCUAAAGGGUUUUUAUGCAUGGGUGGCCCCAAGAUUUUUUCGCAAUAAUAGUAAUUUUCAACU